Messenger RNA from Zophobas morio, 9292 nucleotides. RefSeq names its product dynein axonemal heavy chain 12-like. Lineage: Eukaryota; Metazoa; Arthropoda; Insecta; Coleoptera; Tenebrionidae. Gene Ontology annotation, biological process: microtubule-based movement. Gene Ontology annotation, cellular component: dynein complex. Gene Ontology annotation, molecular function: dynein intermediate chain binding; ATP binding; dynein light intermediate chain binding. The record is from RefSeq and is a predicted model, not a curated record.
AUGGAUCAAGCAAAAGAUAAGUUCCGAAAAUGCAAAAAACUACAAACAAAGACCCAAAAUGUCCCCCUUAUAGAGGAACUAAUAAAAACCACACUUACGGAAGACCUGCUCGCCCGUUUCAACGUUCCAGUCCCUACACGACAAUUUCUCCUCGAAAAAAAAUGCCAAAUGGCGAAAGACACCAAGAAGAAAGAACUGAAAAAAAAACUAAAAGAGUUGUACCCAGAAAUUCCGCAAAAAAAUACUUCACACUAUGAUAUACGCAAAUAUGCCCAGUCUGGACCCAAAACUAUGAAGAUCAUGUUCCAGUGGAAAUGUAUAAUGGAAAGAGUCCAUACAGGUGGUUUGGAGAACAAAUACCCCCAGAUAGUAGAAACUAUUUUGGAUGAAGCAAGAGAUGAGUUUAUCGAAACGGUUCACGGAGUGAGCGUGAACGUGAAAACGAGACCUAUGGGAAACGACGAACACAUCCACCUAGAACCCUUAAAAUUUUUUGGAAAGACGAAAAGGUACAACGUUUAUUUAAAGCACCGUCAAUACAUGUUAAGGAAAUGGAAACUUCACCAUCCCCUAAUUCGAGCAAUCUUGAGGGAAUGUGUCACAUUCUUACCAGACAAGCUGUUCGAUUUUGGGGAGAAAAGUAGCGAACCGGUAGACAUCGUAACGUUGGCUGAAAAGUUUGCCACCUAUGUAAAGGAAUCGAAACUUCUUUUUAAAGAACUUUACUUGAAACUGACAGUACUGGUGCAGAAAGACAAAAGCGAUAACACCGAUUACUUGAAAGCAUGUACCGGUCUGUUUGGCGUGUACAUGAGUCAAGCACUUAUCGAAACGAUGAACUACAUCGUGAGGGUAACGGGCAAUGAGGAUUUGAUACCAUAUCUUAAAUUAACUCUCAUUUUUGGUGAAGUAGGUCUAACUUUGAAGCCAACAAUGAGUGACGUCAUCGAUCUUUAUUCUCGAUUCUUGUAUGACCUAGUUGCGACUGGUAAAAAAUUUCCAGUUUUGAAUUCGGCGAAACAAGAAGGAGAAGCAGAGGACUCGGCGCUGACUCAUCUGAAUGUUGACGAUUUCCUCGAACAUUGUAUUGAACAAAUGUCCCUCAAUAUUUCGAAGAUGUAUGAACCUAUUUUUAGUUACCUCGAGUACGUAGAGUCAGAAUUUGGGGAUCUAUACUCAGAAUUUGAUAUCCACAUAGAAGUAGAAGAUAAACAAAUGCUUUUCACGAGCGGCUUUAAUCAAAUAGCCUACUACAAAAGUUACAUAAAAAAAGCUAACACAAAUUUAACCAACGAAUAUUUUGCCAUGGGUCAACUGAUACUUUCCGAGUACGUUGAUAAUCUCAAAGCGUCUUUACAACAUCUCAUCGACGAAAUUUUGGGUAAACUCAGUUUGGAACACCGUUUGGAAGAUGAAGCAAUUUGUCAGUGUUUCCAAGAUAUCAGAGAGAAAGCUCGCGAAGAAUUAAUGGAGCAAGGCAAGUACAUGAUCUGGGGAAAAACAGUUCAUCUCAUAGAACUUGCAGAGCGAAUCCAGCAGAUGUUAUAUAAUCUGACCCACUUGUUCGAAUAUGGCGAAAUCUCUCAACAACAUAUGGAUCUAAACUCAGACACGGUUAACUGGCUAAAAAAUGUCGAACCCAUCUUAGAACAAAGUUCCGUCAUGUACGAACAAUUCAAAUUUGAAGCAGAAGAAAAACUUCAAAAAACCAAAGAUGAAGUUGCUGUCGCUUUGCAAACACUGCUGCCGUAUCUCGUGAUCUUGAAUGACAUGGACGAUGUAAACAACGUACGUCAGUACGUUCACAGGAUGGCGCCUUUUUUAGAAGUCAUGCGUGAUGCUCUGAAGAAGAUCAUUUGGAGUAAUCACGAAGAAGAGGUUCUAGGUUUCGGCGUAACCACUUUUUUAAAGUACGAGGAGAUGGCGAACUUCUUGUUCCCUUUUUACCAUUUAUUGAAAGUUUGUUUGAAUCUGAAAAGAAAAAUUGCAGUGUGGCUUGAUGGACAAUUCGAAUUUCUUAAUGCAGAGGAAACCGAGUUGAUGCUAGAAGACUUUCAGAAGGAGCUUUUGAAAAUUCAAAAGAUGUACAGGAAUAAAAUAAAGCAAGCUCUAGCUGAGAAUGUUGCCUUGCGAUUUGAUGGUAUACUUGAUGAUCCAGAACUUGUCAACUGGCCAGCGCCGCUUAAACUGACUGCGAGAGCAAUCCAAGACAUUAAAGAUUUUAGGCCUGCAUUAACAAUGAUGAAAAUUAUGUGUAAUGACGCCUUGCUGAAGAGACACUGGAAAGAAAUGUCUGAGAUCGCCGGUUUUGAUAUGACUCCGAACGCAGGUACUUCGUUGAGAAAGUUAAUGAGUAUGGGUCUAGAACCUGAUAUGGACAAAUAUGAGAUUAUUAGUACUAGUGCAACCAAAGAAAGAGAACUUUUGGUCAACCUCAACAAAAUGCAAGAAGAGUGGGUCGAUAUUCGUUUCAAAACCGGUACUUAUAAAGACACAGGAAUCAAUAUUCUAACUCAGUUGGAUGAUGUUCAAGUCAUUCUCGAUGACCAUAUUCUGAAGACUUUAACCAUGAGAGGGUCCGUUUUUGUCAGACCUUAUGAAACUGAAGUAAGGGCUUUUUACGAGAAAUUAUUGAGAAUAAACAAUACAAUAGAAGAAUGGGGCAAAGUACAGUCACAGUGGCUCUACUUGCUCACAAUUUUUUCAUCAAAAGAUAUCGUAGCACAAAUGCCAGAAGAAGGGCAACUUUUUAAAGAAGUCAACGACACGUACAAGCGGUACAUGGACUUGGUUAUGAGAGAUUCGAGAGUUGUUGAAACAGCAGGCGCUGCUGGAGUUUUAGAAGCAAUGGUUCAUUGUAUAGAACUCCUUGAGAAAAUCAACGACGGCGUGGUAUCAUAUCUAGAGAAAAAACGACUUUUCUUUCCACGAUUUUUCUUCUUGUCGAUCGACGAAAUGUUGGAGAUUUUGUCCGAAACAAAAGAUCCUCUAAGAGUACAACCUCACCUCAAGAAAUGUUUUGAAGCCAUCAAUCGUCUCAAUUUCGACGACCAAUUACAAAUCCAUGCCAUGUAUAGCCAAGAAGACGAAGAAAUAGAGUUCGUUCAAAUGAUCAAAACCAAAGAAUUUGGAGGAAGUGUCGAAAAAUGGCUCAUUCUUGUUGAAGAGCAAAUGAUAAAAUCAGUCAGGGAACAAAUAAUCCAAAGCUUUAAGAACUACGCUGUCACGCCACGAACGAAAUGGGUACAAAAAUGGCCGGGUCAAGUGGUGUUAGCAGUGUCACAAGUAUACUGGACUACGAGCGUUCACCAAGCACUGAAUCGUGUCGAAGACAUGACGAUCAGUGGACUUGCUAGUAGUCUUAAGAACCAACUUAAAAAGAUAGUCGGGCUGAUAAGAGACCCAACUUUAACGAAUCUUUCAAGAAUAACCAUCAAAGCUCUAAUCGUAAUUGACGUACACGCAAAAGACGUCGUUCAAGACUUGGCCGACAAGAAAGUGAAGGACGAUAAAGAAUUUAAAUGGUUGUCACAGUUAAGGUACUACUUGGACGAAAACGAAUGUUACGUCCGACUUGUCAACGCGACAGUCAAAUACGCGUACGAAUACCUAGGAAACACGGAUCGUCUGGUAAUUACACCCCUGACGGACAGGUGUUACAGAACUUUAAUCGGUGCAUACCAUCUACAUUUGAAUGGAGCCCCCGAAGGUCCCGCAGGUACCGGCAAAACCGAGACUACUAAAGAUUUAGCAAAAGCAAUCGCUGUACAGUGUGUUGUCUUUAACUGCUCCGAUGGUUUGGAUUACAAGGCCAUGGGGAAGUUCUUUAAAGGACUGGCUUCGUGUGGUGCUUGGGCCUGUUUCGACGAAUUUAAUCGAAUCGACAUUGAAGUACUGUCUGUGGUAGCCCAGCAGAUUCUAUCCAUAAUAUUGGCAGUUCGUGCUAACUUACCCAAAUUUCUUUUCGAAGGGUCAGAAAUUCAAUUAAAUCCCGCCUGCUAUGUAUGCAUCACCAUGAAUCCAGGAUAUGCAGGACGUACGGAACUGCCCGACAACUUGAAAGUGCUGUUUCGCACGGUGGCCAUGAUGGUACCCGACUAUGCCAUGAUUGGAGAAAUCUCGUUGUAUUCGUACGGUUUUAUCGAUGCGAGAAACUUAUCUGUGAAGAUAGUCACAACGUAUCGCUUAUGUUCGGAACAGCUGUCUUCACAAAAUCACUACGAUUACGGCAUGAGGGCUGUGAAGUCGGUCUUGUCGGCUGCUGGUAACAACAAGAGAAAAUUUCCCGACGAACAAGAAGAUAUUCUGCUUUUGAGGGCCAUUUUAGAUGUCAACCUACCGAAAUUUCUGAAUCAUGAUAUCCCACUUUUUGAAGGAAUUAUCUCGGAUUUGUUCCCAGGGGUUGUUUUACCAGAAGCCGAUUAUAAGAUGUUGACAGACGCUAUGAUGAAUUGCUGCAACAAACGUAAUCUUCAACCAAAAGCUUCUUUUCUGUUAAAAAUCAUACAAACGUACGAAAUGAUGAUCGUGAGAUGGGGUUUUAUGAUUGUGGGGGAGCCAUUUGCGGGGAAAUUUUCAACAUUGAAGGUCUUGGCCGACACAUUAUCGCUUAUUAAUGAACAGGGACAAGGAGAAUCACAAGUAUGUUAUACGAUAUUGAAUCCAAAGGCUAUAACGAUGGGUCAGUUGUACGGUCAAUUUGAUCCCAUGUCCUACGAAUGGUCUGAUGGAGUCGUCGCCACCUGUUUUCGAAAUUAUGCUAAUGAUCCCAGUCCCGACAGAAAGUGGAUUAUAUUCGACGGACCUGUGGAUGCCGUUUGGAUUGAAAAUAUGAACAGUGUUUUAGACGAUAACAAGAAGCUUUGUUUGAUGAGUGGAGAAGUUAUGACAUUGUCGAGCACCAUGUCGUUGAUUUUUGAAGUAAUGGACUUGGAACAGGCAUCGCCGGCCACGAUAAGCGUUUUAGUUCAUACUUAAAUGCACUAAACAAUUAUAAUUUAGGUAUCGCGUUGUGGUAUGAUCUAUAUGGAAGCUAUAACUCUCGGCUGGGAACCAUUUCUGAGCUCUUGGCUUGUCAAUUGUAACCAAGAGUGGUGUUAUGAUGAAUACAGAAUCCUCACCAAAGACCUUUUCUAUUGGAUUAUACCGCCGUGUUUGCACUUCCUUAGAAAAUACUGCAUUCAGUACUGUAAUAUCGGAAUGAUAAAUCUAGUAAAAAAUAUGAUGCAACUGGUUGAAAUGACACUGAAUAAAGCUUGUGAGGAGGUUAUCAAAGCGGACGAAAAAGAGAAAAAUUUACUGAUAUGGAUGCAAGCGGCAUUUCUUCAAGCAGGAAUAUGGGGGUUGGGAUGUGUUCUAGAUACAGAAUCAAAGGUGAAGUUUGAUACGUUCUACAAACAACUGUGGCGAGGUCAACUAGAAGAUAAUCCUUAUCCAGCAUCUCUAGAGAAGCUUGAAAUCAGCAUCCCGAUUGAAGGCUUGCUCUAUGAUUACGCAUACAAUUAUAGAAUGAAGGGCACCUGGAAGUACUGGCCAGAAGUUGUGAGAAACGAAAGGGUAGAUGAAUGCAAGAAUAUCUUACAAGCUUUAAUUCCCACCGUUGAUACGGGGAGAUAUAUGGCUUUGGUAGAAAUGCACAUUAAAAAUAACGCACCCGUGUUACUAGUAGGACCAACUGGUACUGGAAAGAGCUUCUACAUUCAAGAUCUCCUCAUGAACCAACUGGAUAAAGAAAUGUACUUGCCUUCAUUCAUCACGUUCACAGUAAAAAUCACAGCUAAUCAGACCCAAAAUUUGAUUAUUUCAAAAUUGAACAAACUACGGAGAUAUCAUUACGAAGCACCAAAAGGCAAAACUGCUGUUCUUUUUAUAGACGAUAUCAACAUGCCUUAUAAAGAAACUUACGGGGCGCAACCACCUAUCGAACUCCUGCGCCAGUACUUCGACCACAAAAAUUGGUACGAUCUUAAAACCACAGCACCGGUUUUCUUACACCGAGUAAUCUUUCUGGCAGCUAUGGGUCUCGUGGGCGGUAGCAGACAAGAAAUUUAUCCGCGAUUCCUCAGGCACUUCAGUAUUUUUUCCAUAAAUGAGUUUUCCGAGGAAACCAUGGCGAAAAUCUAUAUAAACAUUUUACAUUUGGGUUGGAAAAAUAACGGUUUCCCUAGCGAUAUUAUCAACAUGGCUGUACAAACAGUGAACGCAAGUUUAGAAAUUUUCAAAUCUGCUACAGAAAAUUUACGGCCUACUCCGUCGAAAAGUCAUUAUGUUUUCAAUCUGCGUGACUUUUCUCGUCUGAUUCAAGGUUGUGCCAUGUUGCGAAAAGAGUGUGCGGAAGAGAGAGUUGUCUUUGCAAAGAUUUGGGUUCACGAAGUCUUGCGAAUUUUCUACGAUAGACUAAUUGAAAAUGCCGACAAAGCAUGGUUGUUUUCAAAAAUCAAACUUGUAGUUCGUGAUAGCUUCAAAGAUGUCUUUGAUUAUUUGCCAAAAGAUUCUGAAAAUAAUUUAACUUUGGAUUCGUUGAAGAGGCUCAUGUUUGGGACUUAUUUUGAUCAAGAUUCAGACGACGACGAAAGGCGAUAUGAGGAAACAGCGAACAUAGGUGCCUUCGCUGCGUUGUGCCAAACUUGUCUGGAUGACUACAACGCUUCUCAUAAAACCAAAAUGGAUGUGGUACUUUUCGAUUACGCUUUGGAACAUCUGUCGAAGCUUUGUCGUGUUUUGUCGAUGGCUUGCGGAAGCGCUCUCCUAGUUGGUAUCAGCGGUUCUGGAAGACAGUCUCUAACUAGACUAGCUAGCGAAAUUUAUGGUCAAGCCUUAUUCCAGCCAGAAAUUACAAACAACUACGGUUUAAACGAGUGGAGGGAUGAUAUUAAGAAAAUACUCAAGGAAGCGGGAGGCAGAGGACGGCAUUGUGUGUUUUUGAUUACUGAAGGGCAAAUUAAAGAGGAAUCGUUCUUGCAGGACAUCGACUGCCUCCUCAACUCGGGCGAAGUACCUAAUGGUAUAUACCAAAUAGACGAGAGACAAGAAAUUUUAAUCUUUAUGAAGACUUUGGACGAAAAAGAGUUUAUGUUCUUAAUGACAGGAGCGAUAAAUGUUGAGAAUACCCUAAAAAAUCCAAUAGAAUGGUUACCAAAGCUGUCAUGGGAUCAAAUAUGCCGAGUAAGCGACCUACCAGCUUUUCAAAAUUUUAAGGAUUCGUUUGUUCAACGAUCGCACGACUGGAAGAAAAUCUACGACAGCUACCAACCGGAAAACGAAAAAUUGCCACCACCCUGGCAAGAUAGUCUCAAUACCUUUGGAAAAUUGACUGUGCUGCGUAUUCUUCGUCCCGACAAGUUGUUGGUGGGAGCCACCAAUUACAUCGCUAAAGAAAUGGGUGUAAAAUAUAUAACGCCACCCCAGUUUAACAUUUCCGUUUCGUAUAACGAAUCGUAUAAUUUAUGUCCGUUGAUCUUUAUCCUAUCACCUGGUACCGAUCCUAUGGCUGCUUUGGUAAAAUUUGCCGAAGAAAAGAAAUAUGUCGAACAAUUUCAGUCGAUUUCUUUAGGACAAGGACAAGGUCCACGUGCUGCUGCCCUAAUUCAACAAGGUCAAAACGAAGGGCUUUGGGUGUGCCUGCAGAAUUGUCACCUUGCAACGUCAUGGAUGCCAAGUCUUGAGAAAAUCUUCGAAGAUAUGGAUUACACAAAUACAGACGAUAAUUUUCGACUGUGGUUAACGAGUUACCCUUCCGAUAAAUUUCCAGUGUCUAUAUUGCAGAAGGGAGUUAAAAUUACCAAUGAGCCUCCAAGUGGUCUUAAAGAUAACCUUCUGAAAUCGUACCUCAACGAUCCUGUCAAAAACCAAGAAUUCUUUAACGGAUGCCCAGGAAAUCAAGAAAUGUUUGUGAAGCUGUUAUAUGGCAUCGCAUUCUUCCACGCCGUUGUACAAGAGAGACGUACUUUUGGACCACUAGGGUGGAAUAUACCAUACGGGUUUAACGAUUCCGAUUUUGAUAUAUCGGUUCAGCAACUACGAAUGUUUAUCAACGAGAGCGACGAUCCAUAUGAAGCCCUCUCUUAUCUAAUCGGUGAAUGUAACUACGGAGGUCGAGUAACGGAUGACUGGGAUCGUCGCUUGAUCACGACCAUCUUAGAAGACUUUCUCAAUCCGAAUAUAGUCAGUGCAAGUAACUAUCUCUUCAGCGACGCUGCAGAAUGCUAUGAUCUCCCAACAAAAAUCGACUAUCCAGAUUUCAUAAAUCAUAUACAGAACCUCCCUGUGAUUCAUCCUCCUCAAGUGUUAGGUCUCAAUACAAACGCAGGAAUAACUCGUGAUUUGCAGAACUCUCACAGAUUACUGAAUUCAGCCUUAAUGGCCUAUGGUGAGGGUCAAUCAGGCAUGACCGGUGAAACCGACAAGUACAUAAUGACAUUGUGUUCCGAUAUUUUGUCCAAAUUGCCUCCACCUUUUGAUCAAGAAGUAGCAAUGCAACGUUACCCUGUUCAGUAUUCCGAAUCAAUGAAUACCGUUUUGGUACAAGAAAUGGAACGUUUCAACAAACUCCUUGGUGUGAUCCGAACCUCUUUAAUUAAUAUGCAGAAAGCCAUCCAGGGCCUAAUCUCAAUGACCCCAGCUUUAGAAUCCUUUUCUGCGUCUCUUCUAGUAGCUCGAAUCCCGAAAAACUGGGCCGGUGCUUCGUACCCCAGUUUAAAAAACUUACCCAAUUACGUAGCGGAUUUUUUAGAAAGAAUCGUGUUUUUGGAUACGUGGUACCAGAAUGGGAAACCAAAUGAUUACUGGGUAUCUGGGUUUUACUUUACCCAAGCGUUUUUGACUGGUGUUAAGCAAAACUAUGCUCGAAAAUACACCAUUCCUAUUGACCAACUCACUUUCGAUUUUGCAGUUAUGAAGAAAGAUAGGGAAAAUCAAGCACCUCCAGAUGGUGCCUACAUUUAUGGAUUGUUCAUGGAUGGUGCUAGAUGGGAAAGAAGUACACAGCAAAUUGUCGAAUUAUUGCCAAAAAUUUUACAUGACAACAUGCCUCUAAUUUGGAUCAAACCUAUUAAAGACGUCGACUAUAAAGAGAGAGGCAGAUACAAGUGUCCGGUUUAUAAGACUUCAGAAAGAAGAGGCGUUUUGUCUACAACGGGUCAUUCUACAAAUUAUGUGCUUCCAGUUUUACCGAAAACUACCAUUACUCCUGCACAUUGGAUUAAAAGAAGCGUGGCCCUACUUUGUCAGCUAGAUUAGCCAAUCAAAAUGUUAGCAUAAUUUUUUUGCAAUGAUAUUUUACUCAGUUUUUUAU